Messenger RNA from Vespa velutina, 1775 nucleotides. Its product is annotated as abscission/NoCut checkpoint regulator. The record is from RefSeq and is a predicted model, not a curated record. The transcript has 6 exons. Gene Ontology annotation, cellular component: cleavage furrow; centrosome; midbody. Bases 249 to 1220 code for a protein of 323 amino acids. Gene Ontology annotation, biological process: abscission; mitotic cytokinesis checkpoint signaling. Gene Ontology annotation, molecular function: phosphatidylinositol-3-phosphate binding. Lineage: Eukaryota; Metazoa; Arthropoda; Insecta; Hymenoptera; Vespidae.
AAAUCAUAAAUUGUAUUCAUAAAUCGAAUGUCAUCUUGAUCGUUAUUAAUGUUUCUUGAAAUUGCACUAUUUUUAAUUAUUCGAAUGUAACGUUAAGUGAUGAAAAAUUUAUUGUACAUUGACAAUUUGUGACGUAAUAACCACUUGAUUGAUAUCACUCUUCCACAAAGUGAGAUCUAUUCGUAAGAAUUAUUAUUAUACUUUCUCUAGUAGAUUCUUGUAUAAUUGAAAUGAUGACAAAUUAGAAAAUGUCGUGUAAUACGUGUCAAACGAAGUUUUCAUUCUUUAAAAAGGAACAUGCUUGUCCUACUUGUGGUUUCUCGCAUUGUAGCAAGUGUCUAAAAUAUCAACAUAAUGUACCAAGUAAAACAGUAAAGAAGAUCUGUGGACGUUGUUACCACAAGAAUAAAUCUAUAAAUAAAUUAAGUAACAAUAUGGAAUCUCCAUCUUCUGAUUCUUCAGAGGCUCCUUUAGCUCCAAUUGACAUUGUAAGGAAAUUGGAUUCUUUAGAAAAUCCAGCUAAGCCUCCUAUCGUUAUGUACACUCACGCGAAUCAUUGGGAUAAAUUUAAAACUGGUAUGGAGCCUGCCGAUCAAGAAAUAGUAGAUCGAUUGAGAAAAUUGAAAGGAGAAGAUAAUAAAGUACGACUUCCUAGCAUAGAAGAGAUCAAGAGAAGGUUGGCAAUAUUGAAAGACGAAGAACCCGAAGAGAAAACCAUAAAUAUUCAUCAGGUAGAUAGCAGAACGGAUCAAGAGAAAACUGACGAUUUAAUAAAAGAAUAUCUUGAAAGACUUAAAUUAUCUUCGAAAAGCAAUGCCGAUAAAGAAAUUGAAGCACGACUGCGAGCGCUACAAGAUAUUAAUAAUUCUAAAUCUAACUCCAGUCAAAGUCAUAGUUGUAAUGACUUUGAUGACGAAGACGAACAUGCUGUGACGAAGAAAAUCAUUGAAAAAGCAAUGGCUGAAGUAGCUCUCGAACAAAAAUAUGACGACCUGGAUGAACUUGAAGAAAUGGAAGUAGAGACUGGAACUCCAAACGAUGACGAAGAUGAAAAACCUUCUUGUGUGAUGUGCGAUCAAACGGUUGAUUUGAUGAAAUGCAAAGGAUGCAGUGGUGAUCUUUAUUGUUCAAUAUGUUUCGAAGAUAACCACGAUGACUUUGAAAUGAAAAAGCACAAAAAAGUGCCUUUUAAGCCUACCAACGGGAUGAUUCCAGAAUAAAUAUUUUACGAAAUAUUAAUCACAUAAAGCAAAACAUUGGUCUCUUUGAUAUUUGGGACGCUUUUGAUAUUCUAUGCACGUUUAAUAUCACUUGCUCGUCAUUUUUAAUAACUUUAAUAUUACAAUAUUAUAAUUUAAACUAUAAUAAAUGCUUAAACAUUAUCGGUCAGCAAGAAAUCAUAUGACGUGACUUUGGAUGUAACGUAGUCUUUCAUUAAUAUUUUUAAAAAUGGUCGGAAAAGAAAAAUAUACUUUGAUUUCUAUAAUCAAUUAUUAUUUUGCAUAAUUUAGAAACAAGUGCACUUUUAAAUGUAGUAUGUUUUAUGCUACACAUACUGCAAACAGUAAGUGUUCAAUAAGUAGAUUCAUAGAGUUUUUGCAGGUUAUUUAUAGAAAAAGCUUUAACAUAGAAAAAAUCCCAUAAGACAAAAAAUUUAACGUAGUAGUAAAUUUAUACAUAUAAAAAAAUUAUAAUCAUGUGGUAAACUAAAAUUGCACAACUAUUCUAAUAAAUUAACUUACUACUAUAGUAAACAUUUUACAAGUCACUAAAAA